Penicillium angulare is the source of this 2076-nucleotide messenger RNA. RefSeq names its product putative trehalose synthase (Ccg-9) (gene ccg9). The transcript has 6 exons. The record is from RefSeq and is a predicted model, not a curated record. Lineage: Eukaryota; Fungi; Ascomycota; Eurotiomycetes; Eurotiales; Aspergillaceae. Gene Ontology annotation, molecular function: glycosyltransferase activity. Bases 1 to 2076 code for a protein of 691 amino acids.
AUGGCAAAUACAGGGAACGAAUUUGAGCGUCACGUUUCCUUAUCGCGACAGCGUCGUUUAUCUCAGCAAUUCAAGAGGCACGCCUGGCUGGCCCCUCCAUCAGAUACCAUCUAUGCAGGUAUUUCGGCUUUCUUCUCCAGUCAGCGAGUUUCGACCAUUGCUAUUGCUUUCCGCAACACCACGUAUCUUCUGGACUUCUUCGAGAAGACGUACGAUUCAAACGAACACGGACUCGACGGAGACACAGCAACUGAUUGCAUCCUCAAAGAGCUAAGAGUGUAUGGAGAAAGGCAUUUGGAAAAGAUCGUUGGCGUGGCCCUGUCCGUUCUUGUCGUAGAGCAAUGCCCCAAGCUUUGUUCACGUUUAUGGGCGGAGCUCGAUAUUCUCCCUCUAGUGCUUCCUCAAUCCAAUCUCACUGAUCGUUACACAUCACGUAACCCUAAAGGAGACCGGGAAGGGGAUCCGAAAGCGAUUGACGAACAGGCGGAGUCUAUGUCGCGAAAAUGUGUGCGACUAUUUGGACCGGAGAAUAUACCCUUACUCCAAGUGGGUUUUAUGGGCUUAGUGGAGGUCGAUACGGACUUCCACGUGCGGCUAACAACCCGCGAUGAUUUUAAGAGCACGGUCUCUGCCAAGAUGUGGUCGGCUGUCGAACAUUAUGCGGCGGACUUGAAGGAAAGAAAGGUUCAGAUUGCUUUCUUUAGUGCAACACCACAGGGCGGAGGCGUUGCUCUUAUGCGGCAUGCUCUGCUGCGACUCUCUUAUUCCUUGGGAACUGACAUGAAAUGGUAUGUUCCAAAGCCACGACCGGGGGUAUUCCGCGUGACGAAGAACAAUCAUAAUAUUCUCCAGGGUGUCGCUCGCCCAGGGGAUCAAUUGACUCCUGAAAAUAAGCAGGUUUUACAAGAUUGGAUUGAGGAAAAUGCUCGUCGGUAUUGGACUAGCUAUGGGGGUCCACUGCUGGCCCCUUCAGAAGGAGGGGCCGACGUGAUUGUCGUGGAUGACCCGCAAAUGCCAGGCCUGAUCCCAAUCGCCAAGCAGUACGCCCCGGAUCGACCAAUUCUCUUCCGUAGCCACAUCCAAAUUCGUAGUGAUUUGAUCGAGCAAGUUGGAACUCCACAGGCUGAGGCGUGGGACUUCCUGUGGAAUCAGAUCAAGUUCUCCGAUUGUUUUAUCAGUCAUCCUGUAAGUUCAUUUGUACCAAAUGAUGUCCCACCUGAGAUCGUGGGCUACAUGCCAGCAUCGACUGAUUGGUUGGAUGGGCUAAAUAAAAACAUGCGCGACUGGGAUGUGGCUCAUUAUGGUCGCAUCUUCAAUGCAGCAUGCAGAAACGCAGAAAUGACAACUAUUGGAUACCCUGAAGAACCGUACAUCGUGCAGGUAUGCAGAUUUGAUCCAUCAAAAGGAAUUCUUGACGUAUUGGAAUCCUAUGAGAAAUUUUACCAACGACUCGUGAAAGCUCGGCCGGAUUUGACUCCCCCGAAGCUUUUGGUUUGUGGACAUGGCUCAGUGGAUGACCCAGAUGGAUCGUUGAUUUAUGAUGAAGUGCUCGAUCACAUCGAACACAAGCUUGCAGAGCUCCGACAUAUGAUUUGUAUCAUGCGACUGCGGCCUUGUGAUCAGAUCUUGAACGCGCUUCUCUCCAAAGCCGCUAUUGCAUUGCAGCUCUCCACUCGCGAAGGCUUCGAGGUGAAAGUUUCCGAGGCAAGCCACAAGGGAAAGCCUGUCAUCGCUACUCGCGCUGGUGGCAUUCCCCUGCAAAUUGAACAUGGCAAAAAUGGGUUCUUGGUGGAUAUCGGCGACACUGACACCGUUGCGCAACACUUGUUUAAUCUGUGGACGGACGAUGCCCUCUAUCGGCGCAUGUCGGAGUAUGCACUGAGCCAUGUAUAUGACGAGGUGAGCACAGUAGGUAAUGCUUUGGUCUGGGUUUACCUCGCCUCGAAAUACUCCAAGGGUGAGCAAGUACGACCAAAUGGGCGUUGGAUUAAUGACAUGGCUUUUGAGGAUCUCGGUAUUCCAGCCAUAGGAGACGUUCCGCACUUGAAGCGUGCAGUUGACGUUGAAAACAUGUGA